Messenger RNA from Cladophialophora immunda, 2309 nucleotides. RefSeq lists its product as uncharacterized. The record is from RefSeq and is a predicted model, not a curated record. Gene Ontology annotation, cellular component: Golgi apparatus. Bases 718 to 1806 code for a protein of 362 amino acids. The transcript has 3 exons. NCBI's taxonomy places the organism in Eukaryota, Fungi, Ascomycota, Eurotiomycetes, Chaetothyriales, Herpotrichiellaceae.
UCUCAAACAACGUGCCGGUGCGCCCGUGCAUUGGGUGCCUGGCACCUGGGUCCCUCACGACGUACGGAGUCCCUACAGGAGUUAGAGCUGACGAGAUCUACCGAGUGCUGUAACCAGCUGUCUCAAUCAUCAUACUCCUGAUCAUCCAAACUCAUCUCCUUACUUCCAUCGUUGUAUUCAUUCGCUUUUUCCUCUCUCGCUCCAUUGAAUCUUCAUCGUCCACUGUCCGAAAUACUCGCCAGGUUCAAGUUGCAUCCACCACACGAGUCUAUACCAACCAGCUGCUACCGCCUUGGCUCGCCAGCUUCGCCCGCUCCAGACGCCCCUUGGACCAAUCCUCGUCUGCCACUUCCCCCCCUCCUGAGUUUCAGCCGCACCCAGUCACCCCAACUGACAGAACUCUUGCGCUCUUUGAUCCAAACCCGAACCCGAACCCUCGAGGCCCAUCUCUUGACCCUCUCUGCCGCCUUCAAAGUCUUUUGCAGUCCCAUACCUGUGUGUCACUGCCAGCCUUCUCGAUCGACGCCGAAACGUCGCUGAGCCGGACCACGACUGAAAAGUUGUGGUAGCCCAGAUCAAUCAAAAAGGGAUUCCACACCAGCUGCGCUGCAAGCCGUCAAAAUUCGCGCUCACGAGUCUCGCGCUUCCCUCCUCGGAGGUCAGCCUGACAACUAUCACCCUUUGCCCGGGGGGUAUCACCAUCGCGAGGGUUAUGCGAUGAACGACUUUGACAAGAGAAGAUCAAGAUCAAUCAUGUAUCGGCCAAAUUCAAAAUGGACAUGGGCCUUCUCCCUCAUUGCCCUGAUCCAGGCAAUGAUUAUUCUCGGUUUUGAGAGUUAUGUCUUCGCCCAUUUCCAGAUUCACCUCGAACGGAUCUCCGGCAACCAGACCUCAUCUCGCACGAUUCCCACUUUCUUGACCUUGUAUAUUUUCGGAUUUCUAUACCAACUAGUCCUCGUCUGGGACGCUCUGCGAAUGAAAAAUACCAUCCAAGUCAUUGGCCUGGUCAUGUACAAUGUCGGCCUGCUCAUCUAUGGCUCCGUCCAGAUGGAUCAGAUCAGGGAUGCGAUUUUGCAGCUGGCCGAAGAUGACUACAUCCGCAAGAACGUUUGGUCAGAUACCGAACCAUUUCUGAUCGCCAUUCCCUGCAUUUUGGCGGUCGGGACAGUCCUCUUGGCCGGCUGCGCCUGGAAACUGUACGACGAAUUCGCCUGGACAAUCUACAAACGUAUCUCGGCCGAUUUGAGGAUGAAACGACGCUAUCUCCAGUACCAGGUCUACAUUGCUUUGCUGAAGUUCGACUUCUUCUUCUUCCUCGGAUUUACUGUCCAAUUCGUGGUCAUUGUCACCCAGCGACAAAUCGAGUUUGCCCUCACUAUUGCAGCUAUGCCUGUCACCAUUUUUAUUCUUCUAGCAGCGGCAUGGUUCGUCCGGAAAGAGUCUCUGCUCGGCACGAUUGUUGUUAUUAUACUUUACUUUGGCGGGCUCGCCUAUUUCAUUUUUAAGAUGGUCCGCAUGUACUCGCCUGGCUGGGAGAUCCCUUAUCUUCCAGCUCGAAAGGAACUGACCACCUUCGCUGUCUUGACAAUCAUCCUGAUCCUUGUCACCAUUGUGUACGCCUGCAUUUGUGCACACAACUACAACAAGGGACUAAAACCCUAUGUCAACAAACCACAGAACAUCGAGGACGACGAGAAGCCCAUGAGUGGCAGCGCUUAUGCUCCAUUCGCCACUGAGAUGGAACCAUCUGGCAGUGGAAAACUCCCCGCGCCAAGGCCUGUUGCCAACCGGAUGGAAAUUGAUUAAAUGAGAUGCCAAAAGCAGUAUCUGUUCUUUUGUUGAGGAUACCAUGUAGCGGGCGUUUUCAAUGGAUGGCUCGGGACUAUCUUUCGACCAUGUGCUCGAACUUUUUUUCCCUCUCUUUUUAUCUCAUGAGGAGUUGCAGCCCGGCAUUGGCUGAAUGAAGGAUAUACCUUGGAAACCAGGCACGAAUCGGAUAUGGGUAUGUGAAUGUACUGUAAAUGCGCCAGUGGGACAGGGGCAGGUGAAGGUGGGAGGCGGUUUUGUUGCGGUCUCUACAAUGAGUACAUGUACCGCCUUUGGUUGGCCAUGUUGUAUACGGAGUCCACCCAGGCGAAUCCAGUACCCUGCUCCACCGCGCUGUAUACCCAAAUAACGUACCAGAAUAACGUUUUCCUUUCGAUUGGGGCAGGUCUUCUGGGGGCGGUGCUUGUUGUAGUCAUUUCCUGGCGCGGAGAACGAGCCUCGAUGUUUGGUAUCUAUAGUUUCUCCUCGAUUACUACUUGCAC